Talaromyces rugulosus is the source of this 1263-nucleotide messenger RNA. RefSeq lists its product as uncharacterized. NCBI's taxonomy places the organism in Eukaryota, Fungi, Ascomycota, Eurotiomycetes, Eurotiales, Trichocomaceae. Bases 1 to 1263 code for a protein of 420 amino acids. The transcript has 2 exons. Gene Ontology annotation, cellular component: centrosome; replication fork; Rad51B-Rad51C-Rad51D-XRCC2 complex. The record is from RefSeq and is a predicted model, not a curated record. Gene Ontology annotation, molecular function: four-way junction DNA binding. Gene Ontology annotation, biological process: double-strand break repair via homologous recombination; DNA strand invasion.
AUGACUUCUGGCGCUGCUGCAUUGGGCCAGCGGUUGCUUGAUGAGAUUCACGAGGAGGGCUUGGACGAGCUGCUGCAUGACCUGCGAGCGCAGAAUUUGUCUCCUGCCGAGUCUAAUAAAUCUCGUCUCGGAGUCAAAGAUCUUGACGAGUUGCUGGAUGUCUUUUUGAAUAAGAGGGCAGAGCACCAGGACAUUUCCGUGACCGAACAUGCAUCGCCAACUGCUCCCAGGCCCACUGCCAGUUAUGCUCGAAAGAAGAACCCCCCUGUGAUUGAAAUAUCAAGCCCGAAUUCCGGGGGCGGCAAGUCGCAGCUGAUCUACUACCUGGCUGCGCUAUUUGUUCUUCCGUCAACCUUCAAAGGCAGGAAAACAGGGGGACGCGAUGGGGCUGUCGUCCUGCUCGAUACAGACGGCAAACUGGACAUCAGACGGCUCUACCAAAUUGCUCAAGGCGUGGUCUGGCAUAGUCUCCGUGCAGACCUAAAAGUUGGGGUCGAGGAUGCUACUGCAGAGGAAGCCAUGAGUGAAAAUGAGAUACAAUCUCUGCUGCACGACUCUCUCCAGCACAUCCACGUAUUCAGGCCACAGACAUCCUCCUCCUUACUAGCCACGCUAAAAUCCAUUGACAAGUACCUGCUAGAUGUGACUCGCCACCACUCAGCUGGCCGCCCUCUUCACUCCGUCUUCCUCGACAGCGCUAGUGCGUUCUACUGGCAAGACCGCAUGCGAGAUGAAGUAGCGCGCACCGAGGAAAUCGGACGCAGCGCCACAGACAUUGCCAAUGACCGUGACCAACGCAAAAAGUUCCACAUGAACGUCCUCUACCGCGACCUGGUCGUCGAGCUGCGCCGCCUUCAAUCCAUCUUUGACUGCUCGUUGAUAUUCACAACAUGGGGUCUUUUCCGUGCACCUCCAGAUCGCAACGCGCCAUAUGCACAUCUGUGGACUGGUCCGCCGUCCUUUAGACCGCAUCUUCCUCCUCCAUGGGGCAAGUUUGCGAACUUGCGGCUGAUUGUCCAGCGUGAUGCGGUUCGGCCGUACCCGGUUACGUCGAGUCUAGCAGACAUUGAGCGCGAUGCGCCUAUUCGACAGGCGGUUGUCAGACAGGGCAAGUUCUCAGCAUGGGUAGACACAUGGGGUAAAGAAGACUGGCCAUCGGGGUUGACCAGUGCUUUGAGGAGCAUGCCUGAAAAUGGGGGGUUUCCAUUCUGGAUACGAGAGGAUGGUGUGUUUAUGGACGAUUUGAUGUCCGACGUAUCAUAA